Messenger RNA from Apodemus sylvaticus (European woodmouse), 765 nucleotides. RefSeq names its product membrane anchored junction protein (gene Majin). The record is from RefSeq and is a predicted model, not a curated record. The transcript has 10 exons. Gene Ontology annotation, cellular component: nuclear inner membrane. Bases 1 to 765 code for a protein of 254 amino acids. Gene Ontology annotation, molecular function: DNA binding. Lineage: Eukaryota; Metazoa; Chordata; Mammalia; Rodentia; Muridae. Gene Ontology annotation, biological process: homologous chromosome pairing at meiosis; meiotic attachment of telomere to nuclear envelope.
AUGAGUUUAAAACCAUUCACCUACCCAUUUCCAGAGACAAGGUUCCUUCAUGCAGGAUCCAAUGUGUAUAAAUUCAAAAUCAGAUAUGGCAACAGUAUCAGAGGAGAAGAAAUAGAGGAUAAGGGAGUCAUCAUCCAGGAGCUUGAGGAUUCUAUUCGUGCAGUCUUGGCAAACAUGGACAGCCUGCAGCCCUUUGUUACAGAACACUUCAUUGUAUUUCCCUAUAAAAGCAAGUGGGAGAGAGUUUCCCACCUGAAGUUUAAACAUGGAGAAAUCAUCCUGACCCCCUACCCGUUUGUUUUUACUCUGUAUAUAGAGAUGAAAUGGUUUGCUGAAAGUCUGCCUUCAGGGAAACCAGCAGAUGAUAUUCCUCUUGAGUUGGUCCUAGCUGAGAAGGAAGCAGAAGAAGCCACAAUGAGGAAACGGAAACUCUGGGAGGAGCCCAACUCCCCUAGCAGGCCAGGGCCACACAGGGCCAAGAUGGAGACAUCUAGUGAAGCUUCCAGCACUAAGGAGCCUCUGAAGGAGAGCAAGAGGAGCAGGGACGAAGAAGGCCAGCAGGAAUACCAGGCUAGCCCAGCUUCUAAUGCCAUUGCUGACAAAGAACGGGAUGCUACACUGGGGCAUAGCCUGCUAGGGCUGGUUGUCCCUUCACUGCAACAUAGCAAUCCAUCACCACUGAAAGAGCCAGGAGCCAGAGGCUUCUUGGGGUUUCUAAGUGCUCUCUUCCCAUUCCGGUACUUCUUCAGGAAGAGCAGUCAGUGA